Messenger RNA from Hemiscyllium ocellatum (epaulette shark), 538 nucleotides. It is a transcript of the gene cox7a1, whose product is annotated as cytochrome c oxidase subunit 7A2, mitochondrial. NCBI's taxonomy places the organism in Eukaryota, Metazoa, Chordata, Chondrichthyes, Orectolobiformes, Hemiscylliidae. The transcript is spliced from 4 exons. The coding region runs from base 86 to 334 and encodes 82 amino acids. Gene Ontology annotation, biological process: mitochondrial respirasome assembly; regulation of oxidative phosphorylation; mitochondrial electron transport, cytochrome c to oxygen. The record is from RefSeq and is a predicted model, not a curated record.
CUGUAUUUCAGAGCUGUCACCCUGACUGUCCUUGGACAGUAUUGCAACAAGUGAAGGACGCAGCAGCAGCUUGGAGUCACGGAGAAUGACACAGUUUCUGGCUCUGCGUUCCCUGGCCUCUCGGUCCUUCUCGACAACAGUCAGAAACCAGUUAAAAAACAAAGUGCCGGAGUAUCAGAAGAUCUUCCAGGCAGAUAAUGAUCUUCCUGUCCACCUGAAGGGAGGAACGGUCGACGCUGUGCUCUACCGUAUCACCAUGGCAAUCACUGUCGGAGGCACAUUCUUCUCAAUCUAUCACUUAUUCCAGGCAGCUCUACCUCGAAAAAAGAAAUGAAGGCAGACAGGGAGCUCAGUGAGGCCUGGUCAAGCCUCCCCUUCAACCAAGUGGUUUUGUUGGAUAAAUUAAAACUGCACAGAAAUGUCCAGUCCUAACCGAGUUAUUGUAUGCCAGAGGGUCUUCUCACUACAUGGGACACAGCUCAUUCCCUCGCUGUUUCCAUUAGUGUUUACUAUUGCCAUUAAAGUGUUUGAAAGAGAA